This is a messenger RNA of Lucilia sericata (common green bottle fly), 3002 nucleotides long. Its product is annotated as ATP-binding cassette sub-family F member 1. NCBI's taxonomy places the organism in Eukaryota, Metazoa, Arthropoda, Insecta, Diptera, Calliphoridae. Gene Ontology annotation, molecular function: ATP hydrolysis activity; ATP binding. The transcript is spliced from 2 exons. The coding region runs from base 151 to 2799 and encodes 882 amino acids. The record is from RefSeq and is a predicted model, not a curated record.
AGUGUGUGUGUGUGAUUUCAAAAAAAUUGCAUACGUCUCCACGUGAAAGUUAAAUUCCUUACAAAAUUUCACCCUUUUUUACAACAAAUUCCCCUUUGUAGUUAGCAAAUUACUAUUUAAAUUAUUAUUUAUUAAUACCCACAACCAAACAUGUCUAAAAACAAGGCCAAGAACAAGAAAAAUCAUUUCGAUGAUGAUGAAGAUAUGGAUGAGCAACCACCAGCCAAUAUUGUAACAAAAAAAUCACAAAAGAAAGGAAAAAAGGGUAAACGUGGAGGCGAUGACUCCGAUGAUGAUUUUGCUGGCAGUACCAACCGUAUAAAUGAAGAUUUGGAAAGUGUUACUUCAAGUAAUAGUAAGACAUCUUCGCAGCAGCCAGCGGCCAACCAGAAAGGUAAAAAAGGCAAAAAGGGUAAGAAGGGCAAAGAUGAUUGGAGUGAUGAGGAAGAUGAAAAGCCAGCACAACCUGUUAGUAAGAACAAUAAGAAAAACAACAAAAAGCAAUUAGAUUCUGAGGAGGAAGAUGAAGAGGUAGUGGCAGCAGUGGCCAAACCGGCAAAACAAAAACAACAACAGAAGAAAUCUAAAAAGAAUAAGAAAAAAGAUGAUUUUAGUGAUGAUGAUGAAGACAUUGAUUUGUUGAAAAAGGUAGCCGAUGAGGAGGAAGAUGAAGAGGACGAAGAACCCGUGGUCAUAGCUAAACCAGCCAAAAAGAACAAUAAAAAACAAAAGAAAAAUAAUAAAUUUGAAAUGAUGAGCGAUGACGAAGAAGAACAAUUAGAGGAAGCAGAAGAAGAACCAGUAGAAAAAGAGGAAGAAGCACCUAAAGCAGCUGAACCAGUAAAAGAAAAAUCAGCUACACCUGAACCUGUAAUAGAGGAGAAAAUGGAAGAUUUAACUUUAGAAGAUAAGGAAACCGAAACACAGGAGGAGCCCUCAGAAACUGGCGAAAAAGUUAAGAAAGAAAAGAAAAUGACUCACAAGGAAAAGAAAAAAUUGAAAAAACAAGAAGAAUAUGAAAAACAAAUGGAAAUGAUGACCAAAAAGGGUGGUUUGGGUCACUCCGAUUUGGAUAGCAAUUUCACCAUGUCUCAAGUGCAGAAAACUGCUGGACAAAAGGCUGCUCUAGAACAUGCGGUAGAUAUUAAAAUAGAGAAUUUCACCAUUUCCGCCAAGGGUAACGAUUUGUUUGUUAAUGCCAAUCUUUUGAUUGCCCAUGGUCGCCGUUAUGGUUUGGUGGGUCCCAAUGGUCACGGUAAGACCACUUUAUUGCGUCACAUUGCCACACGUGCCUUUGCCAUACCACCCAAUAUCGAUGUUUUGCUUUGCGAACAAGAGGUGGUGGCCACCGAUAAGACAGCUGUUGAGACUAUUUUGGAGGCUGAUGUUAAACGCAUAAAACUUAUGGCCAAAUGCAAAGAAUUGGAAGAUCAAUUUUCUGCUGGCGAUUUAAGUGUACAAGAAGAACUUAAUGAUGUUUUUGCUGAACUCAAGGCUACAGGCGCCUACUCGGCCGAGGCUCGUGCUAGACGUAUUUUAGCCGGUUUGGGUUUCAGUGAAGAAAUGCAAAAUAGAGCCACCAACAAAUUCUCUGGUGGUUGGCGUAUGCGUGUCUCCCUGGCUAGAGCUUUGUAUUUGGAACCUACUCUUCUCAUGCUUGAUGAACCUACAAACCAUUUGGAUUUGAAUGCUGUCAUUUGGUUGGACAACUAUUUGCAGGGCUGGAAAAAGACUCUGUUGAUUGUUUCUCACGAUCAAAGUUUCUUGGAUAAUGUUUGUAAUGAAAUUAUACAUUUGGAUCAAAAGAAAUUGCACUACUACAAGGGCAACUACUCCAUGUUCAAGAAAAUGUAUGUGCAAAAGCGUCGAGAAAUGAUUAAAGAGUAUGAGAAACAAGAAAAACGCAUAAAGGAAUUGAAGGCUCACGGCCAGUCCAAGAAGGCGGCCGAAAAGAAGCAAAAAGAAGCUUUAACACGCAAACAGGAAAAGAACAAGUCGAAACAGCAAAAGCAGGAUGAGGAUGAAGGUCCCACAGAAUUGCUGGAAAGACCUAAGGAGUACAUAGUGAAAUUCCGUUUCCCCGAACCUUCACAAUUACAGCCCCCAAUUUUGGGUUUGCACAAUGUUACAUUUGGCUUUGAGGGCCAACCUAAACUAUUUAAAGAUGUUGAUUUUGGUAUUGAUUUAACCAGUCGUGUGGCCAUAGUGGGUCCCAACGGUGUGGGCAAAUCCACCUUCCUUAAACUUUUGCUCGGAGAACUAGAACCUCAAAAGGGUGAACAAAGAAAAAAUCAUCGUUUACGUGUUGGACGUUUUGAUCAGCACUCUGGUGAACAUUUGACUGCUGAAGAAUCUGCCGCUGAGUAUUUACAACGUCUUUUCAACUUACCCCAUGAAAAGGCACGCAAAGCCUUGGGCUCUUUUGGUUUAAUUAGUCAUGCUCAUACCAUUAAAAUGAAGGAUUUGUCUGGCGGUCAAAAAGCUCGUGUCGCCUUGGCUGAAUUGUGUCUUAGUGCUCCAGAUGUUUUGAUUCUUGAUGAACCUACAAAUAAUUUGGAUAUUGAAUCGAUUGAUGCCUUAGCUGAAGCUAUCAACGAAUAUGAGGGUGGUGUUAUUAUUGUUUCUCACGACGAACGUUUGAUACGUGAAACCGGCUGUACACUGUAUGUUAUUGAAGAGCAAACCAUUAAUGAAAUUGAUGGUGAGUUCGAUGACUACCGUAAGGAAGUAUUGGAUGCUUUGGGUGAAGUGGUCAAUAAUCCCAGUGUGGUGGCCAAUGCUGCUGUAUUGCAAGAAUAAGUUUUUACGCAUUUGUGAUUUAUGGAAAAUGUUAUGAUUAUGGCUUUAGGAAAUUUACACGCAAAACAAGUCUUGUUGCAAAGGGGUCUUUAGCAAUUGAUUUUUUUUUGUAAUACUAUUUUUAUUAAAAGUAUCAUUUACAAGAUUUUUUUAUUAUUUAAAACAAAAACAAACGAGAAAUUAAACAAUUGUUAAAGUUAAAA